GAAAAACUAAAGGAAAUCAGACGUUACUCUUCUCCUACCGGUGACGCAAAUCAAAGGGUGGCGCAUGCUUUUGCUGAAGGUCUUGAGGCACGGCUGGCUGGAGCUGAGUCGCAACUUUUGGCUUCAAUAUCACUUCGCAAGAUGAAUUGUGUUUCAAGUUAUGCUUCCGAAUUAAUGAAAUCCCACUUGUCAUCAUCUUUGCCAUUUCUGAGGUUAUUUGUCUUCUUUGCGAAUAAAAUGAUUUACGAAGUAGCAUCGAAAGCCACAUCACUGCACAUUAUAGAUUUCGGCAUUCUUCAUGGUAUUCAGUGGCCAACUCUUAUUCGAGAUCUUUCACAAAGACACGGUGGUCCUCCAAAACUUCGAAUAACUGGGAUUGAGCUUCCCCAACCUGGUUUUCGUCCAUCUCAAACAGUAGUGGACACUGGUUGUCGCUUGGCUAGAUAUUGCAAGCGCUUUAAUGUACCGUUCGAAUACAAUGCCAUAACUGCGAAGAAUUGGGAGGCACUUAAGAUGGAUGGCUUUAAGCUCGCACGAGGAGAGGUGGUUGCUGUUAACUGUAAUGAUCGAUUCAAAGAUCUACUAGAUUUGACAACAUCUGGUGAGGAUAGCCCCAGGGAUGAUGUUUUAAACUUAAUUCGGGAAUUAAACCCUCAUAUUUUUGUGCAUACAACGAUUAGUGUAUGUCACAACUCUCCUUUCUUUCUCAAUCGGUUCCAAUCUGCUCUCUUCUACUACUCUGGUAUCUUUGAUAUGUUUGACGCUAUUUUCCCACGCCAUGAUUGUUUAAGGUUACAUUCUGAACAAGCAAUUAUGGGACCCGUCAUAAAAAAUAUCGUAGCAUGUGAGGGCAAGGAAAGGUUUGAAAGACCUUAAACAUACAAGCAAUGGCAAAGUCGCACUUUGAGGGCUGGGUUCAAGCCUCUGCCCCCAAAUUCUGAACUCGUGAAGAAGUUAAGAGACAAGGCGCGGGAAGCAUUUCGUUUGUUGUGGGUCGCGCCUGCGGUGAAACCAAGGCAUUGAAUUAUCCUUCCUAGAUUUUUUAGGAUGGAACCUGAGUUCUUAAUAUAGUAACCCCUCUAUCUCUGAAUAAAUUGUCUUUUCUUUUGUACAUGUAGAAAGAAAAAACAUAAAAUUUGUAUUCAGAGAUGAAGUAUUAGACAUCAUUAAACUCAGACAAGGAAUUUGAUCUGAAUAAUCCCAAAUGAUGUUGACAAACUAUAACUAGGUGGAAAUGCUAAAAAGCAAGUGGACACGGACACAAAGAUAAGGGCAAAAGCCAAUGUCUCCUAUGGAAAGAGGAAAAUGUGAUUGAAGAAGAACAAGUGAGCAACAUAUCCCCAACAGUGGAAAUAGAAGAGGUUGACAGUGGAAACUCUUCAAAAGUUGACGUGGGGCCCUUGAAUGCUGGCAGUCCACCACGAGUACGCCAUUCUCUCUCUCAAAUGCUGAUGGAGGAAAGCAGUGAACCUGAGAUUGUGGAGUGGGGGAAUGCAGAGAACCCGCCAAACAUGGUGUAUCAGAAGGAAGCGCCGAAAGGGUUCAAGAGACUCCUUAAGUUUGCGAGGAAGAGUAAGACUGAUGGUGAGGGAAUAAGUGAUAGUGAUAUUCAUGGAUCAAUAUAGUGAUAUGAUGGAUCGAUUCAGGUUAGCUGACACCAAUUUUCGGAAAUAAGCAUCGAGAUCGUUUUUCCCUCUUUCAGCAUUCAAGGGGAGCAAGCAUGGCGAAUCUAAGCAUCGAUAACACACAGUGGUCCUAAUCUUAUCGUCUCUCAUAAUCAGUGUAACUUUAGCUUCGGCCACAUCCAAAGAGAGGUGGUGGAGUACAUGCUGUAGCAUAUCUUGUUCAUAUGCACUUCAUAGAUCUUACUGUUUUUGCUUGAAGAUUCAUCCAUUUUAUUCAUCAAUAGAAACCAAGGUUUUUUUGUAAGAUAAAAACCAAUGUUGAAUAUGUAAUUUUAUGCAGCCUGAUCGUUUCUUUAUAUCCUGUACAAUAAGUUUGCAAUUUAAUGCUAAGCAGCCUGACCUUUUGGAGCCUGUCUGG
Molecule: messenger RNA, 2043 nt
Organism: Cuscuta epithymum
Lineage: Eukaryota; Viridiplantae; Streptophyta; Magnoliopsida; Solanales; Convolvulaceae
Source: the annotation of a GenBank genome assembly